Molecule: messenger RNA, 3412 nt
Organism: Sinocyclocheilus grahami
Lineage: Eukaryota; Metazoa; Chordata; Actinopteri; Cypriniformes; Cyprinidae
Product: glutamate receptor 2-like
Exons: 14
Coding region: 140-2578 (812 amino acids)
Biological process (GO): monoatomic ion transport
Cellular component (GO): membrane
Molecular function (GO): signaling receptor activity; ligand-gated monoatomic ion channel activity
Source: RefSeq, a predicted model, not a curated record
GGGAGUGAGGCAGGAGUCCGCGAUAGAGGAACCACCUGCAGACAGCAGCAACGCCUCAACAUGUUACGGAUUUGAUUCAACACUGUAUAAACGACAAAUAUCUCCUUCAUACAGUGGGUGAACACACACUGUCGUGGAGAUGCAACAGUUUAAGAAUUUAUCGAUUUGUCUCAUUUCCCUUUUAUGUGGGUUGACAACUGGAGCGUCUCCAAGUGUUCAAAUUGGGGGCUUGUUUCCGAGGGGAGCUGAUCAGGAGUACAGCGCGUUUCGGAUCGGGAUGGUUCAGUUCGGAACGGCUGAAUUUAGACUGACGCCUCACAUCGACAAUCUGGAAGUAGCUAACAGUUUCGCUGUAACUAACUGCUUCUGUUCUCAGUUCUCAAGAGGAGUUUAUGCUAUUUUUGGAUUUUAUGACAAAAAGUCAGUGAACACAAUAACGUCGUUCUGCGGGACACUUCACGUCUCUUUCAUCACACCAAGCUUUCCCUUGGAUGGAAAUCAGCAGUUUAUCAUUCAGAUGCGACCAGACAUCAAAGGACCUCUCCUGAGUCUCAUUGAGUACUACAAAUGGAACAAGUUUGCCUACCUGUACGACAGUGACCGAGGACUUACCACACUCCAAGUUGUGCUGGACACAGCAGCAGAGAAGAAAUGGCAGGUGACUGCCAUCAACGUGGGCAACAUGAAGGAUGAGAGAAAGGAUGAAGCAUAUCGCUCACUCUUCCAGGACCUAGAAAACAAGAAGGAGCGGAGAAUCAUCCUUGACUGUGAGCAGGACAAAGUUAAAGAUAUCAUGGAACAGGUCAUAACUAUUGGCAGGCAUGUGAAAGGAUAUCACUACAUCAUAGCAAACCUGGGUUUUGUGGAUGGAGAUCUUUCAAAAAUCCAAUACGGUGGAGCCAAUGUGUCAGGCUUUCAGAUUGUGGAUUUCGAUGACCCCCUGGUAUCUAAAUUUGACCAGCGCUGGGAAGCCCUGGAGGAAAAAGAAUAUCCUGGAGCAGACAGCAAGAUACGGUACACUUCAGCACUGACGUAUGACGCAGUUCAGGUGAUGACUGAGGCCUUCCGUUACCUGCACAAACAGCGAAUUGACAUCUCCCGUAGAGCUAACACUGGAGACUGUCUGGCCAAUCCUGCUGUACCAUGGGCACAAGGGGUGGAGAUAGAGCGUGCCCUAAAACAGGUGAGAGUUGAUGGUCUCACUGGUAACAUUCAGUUUGACCAGUAUGGAAAGAGGGUAAAUUACACCGUCAAUGUCAUGGAACUGAAAAGCAAUGGACCAGUUAAGAUUGGCUAUUGGAAUGAAGUUGAUAAAAUGGUUGUGACAAAGUCUGAUCUCUUCCCAAAUGAUACAAUGGGGUUGGAAAACAAGACUGUGAUCGUCACCACUAUUCUAGAAGCGCCGUAUGUAAUGCUAAAGAAGAAUGCUGACCUUUUUGUGGAUAAUGAAAGAUAUGAGGGGUACUGUGUGGACUUGGCAGCUGAGAUAGCAAAACACUGUGGAUUUAAAUAUCAGCUGAAAAUAGUUGGAGAUGGCAAAUAUGGAGCCAGAGAUGCAGAGACGAAGAUCUGGAAUGGAAUGGUUGGAGAGUUGGUUUAUGGGAAAGCUGACAUAGCAGUGGCUCCACUGACUAUCACUUUAGUCAGAGAAGAAGUCAUUGACUUCUCAAAGCCAUUCAUGAGUUUGGGCAUCUCCAUCAUGAUCAAGAAGCCUCAGAAAUCCAAGCCUGGUGUUUUCUCAUUCCUGGACCCUCUGGCCUAUGAGAUCUGGAUGUGUAUCGUGUUCGCCUACAUCGGCGUAAGCGUAGUGCUUUUCCUGGUCAGUCGUUUCAGUCCAUAUGAGUGGCACACAGAGGAAUAUGAGGAUGGCCAGAUACAGACCAAUGAGUCAACCAACGAGUUUGGGAUUUUCAACAGCCUUUGGUUCUCUCUUGGAGCUUUUAUGAGACAAGGCUGUGAUAUUUCACCAAGGUCUCUUUCUGGCCGCAUAGUUGGAGGAGUCUGGUGGUUUUUCACCCUGAUCAUAAUUUCAUCCUACACGGCUAACUUGGCUGCCUUCCUUACAGUGGAGAGGAUGGUGUCUCCAAUUGAGAGUGCAGAGGACUUAGCAAAGCAAUCAGAGAUUGCUUAUGGAACUUUAGAUUCUGGUUCAACAAAAGAGUUUUUCAGGCGUUCCAAAAUUGCUCUUUUUGACAAAAUGUGGACGUACAUGAAAAGCGCAGAGCCCUCUGUAUUUGUUAAGACGACAGCAGAAGGUGUAAUGCGGGUGAGGAAGUCCAAGGGGAAGUAUGCAUACCUCCUGGAGUCCACAAUGAACGAGUACAUCGAGCAGCGCAAACCCUGUGACACUAUGAAGGUCGGAGGGAACCUGGACUCCAAAGGCUACGGCAUCGCCACCCCCAAAGGAUCCUCAUUAAGAACGCCAGUAAACCUUGCAGUAUUGAAACUCAGUGAGCAAGGCACCUUAGACAAGCUGAAAAACAAAUGGUGGUACGAUAAAGGUGAAUGUGGAGCCAAGGACUCUGGAAGUAAGGUUAGUCGCUGCAGGUUCUAUGUGAUCAAGCACACUUUUGAUUAGUGGGAACUGCCCAUAUUUAAAUUAUAAUGACUUAAAAAAAAAUAAAAUUAAAAAUUAUUUUAGACAGAUAAUGCACAGACAAGCAUGAGAUGCCUUGGUGAGAUUCUUUGACUAAUGCCUGCAGAGCUACUAAUAUCUGGUACCAUCCACUGAUAAUUAAAAAGUAAUGCAUGCCACUUCAGUCAUACGCACUUUUUGUAAUAUCUGUAACACAACCAGUGGUCUCCUUCCAGCUUCUCAAUCUGAGAAUCACAGAUCCUGCUAUUACUUGCAGACCUGAGCUGUGCCAAGUUUAGAAUAGCAGUUCUCAGACAUUCAUAUCCAGCACAUAUGACAAAAGACUUCAAAUUGUUCAAGAAUGAACAUGAUUUCUCUCAGGUCAUUUGUAGGACCAUCUACAAGGGUGUCCAAGAUUCUUAUAUGUCUUUGUUUCACUGUGUGUUAAGCUGUUUGGUUUUGUUUUGUCAGUUGUCGUAUAGUGUUGGUGUACUGUUUUUAUGCUUACUGAAAUAUGUAUAUGUACAGUAUGUGAAACCUGAUACAUCAUGCUUUGCCAUGUUUGCACUUUUAUGAUACAACAUAAAAUGUGUAUAUAAAACAAUACUCUUUGCAUAGCCAUAUAAAUCAUUAUCCUCAACUUCAGGGUUGUAACCACCACAGGUAAUAUUUAGAUUAGAGGUUGAUCAAUUUAGGUAUAUUCAUCAAUAUAGUUUUCUUAAUAUUUUGAAAACUUUGGAACCCCAAUUUAUUGCUAUUAUUGGACAAACUUUUUUUUACUGGUAACCUAAAAAUUAUCCUAAAUUAACAGUUUUUAUUAAAGUCAAAAAUAUUAAC